CCCCGGGGCCCUGCUCACCACCCCAUAAGCCCCACGCAGCCCCCCAAGGGCUCACCUGGCUACCCUCCCCACCUGCGGCCACAGCAGGGCCAUGGCCCUCCCCACUCAGGUCAGCAUGGUCCCCCUCAUGGUGGCCCACCUCAUGGGCCGCCCCAUGGCCCACACGGCCACCCUGUCAAUGGGGAGGAGAGAUGGGAUCCCCGUGAUCCAAGAGCUCCACACCAUCCCGACAUGCGCAGGGAGGGGUGGGGUGUGGGACGCCCCGACAUGGGGAUCAGAACACCCUCAGGCCCCUCGUCUGCUGGCUCAGCUGGCAGUAGUGGCCAGCAUGGGCCAACUCCCCCUCCUCCCCAUCACCAGAGUCUUCAUAAUGGACACCCACCUCAUCCUCAGGGUGGCCGUCCCCCUGCGCAGCUACCGCCAGAGGCAGGAGGCCCACCUGGCCACCCAAAUGGACCCCACUAUCCCCCCCAUGCUCACCCUGGCCAACACCCUCCCCACCACCCCCACUCAGGCCCCUACCCGCACCCCAGCCAGCACCCACACCAGCCCAACCACCACCCAGGCCAGCAUCCCCACCAGUCUCCACCUGCACAGCGGCCGUACCACCGUGGACCUCAGCCGCUGCCACCCCCUCACCAGUCUCCUCACGGUGCUCCUCCUCACCACAGCUCUCAGAGCCACCUUCAUCAGCUACAUCUUCAGCAGCAACAGCAACAGUCCCAGCAUCAACAACAGCAACAGCAGCAGCAACAGCAUCAACAGCAGCAUCCACCACAGCAGCAACAUGAGCAGCAUCAACAGCAGCAGUUACCCCCACCACCUCCACCACAUGGGGUGCAAAAGUUGCCACAGCAGCCACACCAGGUCCCACCUCAUGGGCAGAUGUAUGCAAAGCCACCAGCUCCAGCACCAGAACAGAUUUCUCCCCCCAACAAAGGAUCCCCCAAUGUACAACAAGAUCACAAUGGAAACCGAUUUGACCCUCAAUCGACCACACAAGCUCCGCCUCAGGUAAAGUUACGAGACCGCAAAGCCAGCGGUGAUGGCAAAGAAGGGGGUAGUGCAGGAAGUGGUAGUGCCCAAGUCAACAACAAUACAACCACACAACCUGGGAAGUCUCCGCCAGGAUUCUCCACCCAAGGGAACUCGGUUCAGCAUCACCAGUCAAACAAACCACAUGAUCAGCAGAGAUUAUCACAUGAGCAGUUCCGAGCAGCUCUUCAGAUGGUUGUGAGCCCAGGAGAUCCCAGAUACAACUUGGAUAAUUUCAUUAAGAUUGGUGAAGGAUCAACAGGCAUUGUUUGCAUAGCCAGUGAGAGAGAAACUGGCAAUCAGGUUGCAGUGAAGAAGAUGGAUCUGCGGAAGCAGCAGCGUCGUGAACUGCUCUUCAAUGAGGUGGUCAUCAUGAGGGACUACCACCACCCAAACAUUGUCGAAAUGUAUGACUCCUUCUUGGUGGAGGAUGAACUGUGGGUGGUGAUGGAGUUCCUUGAAGGGGGAGCACUUACAGACAUAGUCACUCAUGCGAGAAUGGAUGAAGAACAGAUUGCAACGGUUUGCAGACAGUGCCUGAAAGCAUUGGCUUACCUCCAUUCACAAGGAGUCAUCCACCGUGACAUAAAGAGUGACUCUAUUUUGCUUGCAAGUGAUGGCAGGGUGAAACUCUCAGACUUUGGCUUCUGUGCUCAAGUGUCCCAGGAGCUGCCAAAGCGUAAGUCUUUAGUGGGCACACCAUACUGGAUGGCACCAGAGGUUAUAUCACGGCUGCCCUAUGGCCCAGAAGUAGACAUUUGGUCACUUGGCAUCAUGGUGAUUGAGAUGGUUGAUGGUGAGCCUCCAUUCUUCAACGAACCCCCCUUGCAAGCAAUGAGACGUAUAAGGGACAUGCCACCGCCCAAACUAAAGAACUCUCAUAAGAUAUCACCACGGUUACAAGGAUUCCUGGAAAAGAUGCUGGUUCGUGAUCCUGGUCAGAGAGCCACUGCAUUUGAGCUCCUCCAACACCCAUUCCUUCGUCAGGCUGGUCCUCCCUCCCUCCUUGUGCCACUGAUGAGGUCGUUCAGACAUUCUCCAUGUUGAGCUCUUAAUUCUUAUGCAUUUGAAGAUGGUAAUAAUUGUUUUGAUAGGUAUGUGCCUUAGCAAGAACUUACUUGGUAAUUCUGGAUGCUUAAAACUGCCUUAUAUGCUUAAAAAUGGGAAACCCACGUCGUAAUUACCAAACGUCGUAAAAAUGUUGAAACUGCACUGUGAUGAUCUGGAAUGUGACAGGUGCAGCUGGCAGAUAUAACUUAUAAGUUCUAUUUUUGUGAUGACAGCAAGAAUACUCAAGGAAAUUUUAUUAAGACUCGUUAAGUACUGCUUCAUAUAUUUUAGGAAUCAAGCAGUAUGCUAUGCCUUUUUUUACUCUUCAUGAAAUAUGACAUGAAAUGGUGACUCAGCACUAGCAGCUGUAUGCAAGGUGUGUCCACAUUGGCAGCUUAACGGUGUACACAUAUUACAUAUGGAGUGAAAAGCAUCUUCAGAAAACUAUGUAUUCCAGCCCUACACAUUGUUCCUAAGGGAUUUGUAACCAAGCUGUAUUUUUGUAUAGAUAUAUAUUUACUUUAUAAAUACGAAUAUUUCAUAUCACCAAAGAGGCUUUUAGUAAUUGCUGAAUGUAGACAGAUGUGGUGGGCAUACUAAUAAGCAAAGGAAUGUUGCCCACCACUAGUUAAGUUUUGUAGUUGUACGUAUGAUCUGCCAUAUAAGCCCCUUUCAGGCCCACACACAUGUAUAUGCUGGGCAGCUAUGAGUUCCAAUGAUAAAAAACUAAAGUGCCCUAAUUGAAAUAAUCUGGGCUGAAAGAGACCAUUCCAGUACAUAUGACUUGUUUUUUUCUCUGUCUUGUGCUUCAGUUUAAGUCUUUUGAAGCAGUAACAGGGAGCAUGUAGAUAGAUUGUAAUUUUGAAUGACAUUGUAUCUGACAGUGUAAGAAAUUCUUGCCAUUAUUUUUUUGUUUCAUUUUUGUAAAUAUAUCUGUACAUGCCUUGUUGAUUUUAUCAUUUGUAACUAGCAUUUAAUACUUGUACAGCUCAUUCCAUCACAUAGGCAGUGUAAUUACUGCUGUUUUAAUAUAAUGUUGACCAGAAACAGCUUUGAGGGGUAGUAAGAGAAUCCUAAAGUCAUGACAUAAAUGGCCCUUCUUCAGUAGUUAAUUUGUAAUUUAUGUACAGAUUCAUUGCCGUAAAAGACAGCAUUAUUUCCCACUUGUAAUUUUACAAAGGCUUUCUUUCUAAUUCACCAUAUUUUAAGGAUGUAAAGUUUGUUUCAGACACUAAUGGAACCAUUCAUUUUCACUGAUAAUGUAUCUGAUUGAAUUGUUUGUGACAUCAUUAAUGAAUUACUGAGCCAUUAACAGUAACUUCAGGCAUGAAUUAAGACCUCUUUGCUGUUCCCGCAAGCUGUUGAUAAUCUUUCUCAUAGGAAUAUUGUUUCUUGUCAAAUGUAAUUUUAUAUUGUUACUUUUUUGUUUAUUAUGAUUAUCACUAUCUUUUAAUGCAGAUACAGAAGAUAUGAAAUGACUCCAUAUUUUACUUUUAAUUUUUCUUGAAUAUGUUAAGGAGCCACUCAAAAUUGAUUUUCGUGCCUUAGGAGUGUGCCUGCCAUGGCAAAGCUGGAGACGGUUGUAAGAACCACAAUUACGAGUAGCUGAUUCACUCCUGAACCAGGACUCGCCCCAGAGGUCACUUAGAAGUUGAUGAUGUGACUUGCAAAUUUAGCAAAUUUAUGUGCUUUGUUAUUUUUUACAUGUAAACAUGUAAACUUUGAUUGUUAAAAAAUGUUUAUAGAGACUAGUAAUUGCAAGUGUAUAAUGUACCUGUAACAUAAAUGUAGAGUGUAUAAUACGUGUACAAUGAUCAUUAGUGUGGUGUGCCGUCCUCUGUAACUUUGCUUCCGUCCCCAAUGCUUUGUCUCCAGUGAAUGUCCGCAUAUUCAGUCAUCCCGUCCAUACUGAUGCCUUGAAUGUUGUAUGUUGUGUGCACAUUGCUAAUAUUUGGAGUGGCAGAUAUAUGCUGUUUAUAGACAGUUGAAAAAAUGCUCAGAGGAAAUUAUUGUUUUGUAAGGGAGGGUUCUAUACACAUAAUUUUACAGUAUUGCACGCUAAAAUAUUUAUUUUAGUGAUGUAUCUAUUUUUAUGUCUUUUUUAUUAUCAAAUGUCAGAACUGUGUAUUUAAUGUAUUGGUAUUUUUAACAUAAUUUUUUUUCUUACUUUUAUGAUGGUGAGCAUAAAAAAAAAUAUAUAUGCUUCAUAUGAACAAAAAUGCUUUUUAGAGAGUUGUCACUCUCUAAUCGUAAUGAUAAUAAUCACUAAGUAUUAGAUAAGAAUAACUCUUGUCUGUUUUAAAGUAAAAGUAUCAAGGAAAAGAAAGGAGCAGUAGUAAUAUGAACAGAAAAAUUUCAUGCUCAAACUGAGGCAGCUUCAUGCAUAAUUAUUUGGCUGAGCUGUAGAACUUUUUAGGUAAUGAGUCUUCUAUUUUAUUUUAUUUAUCAUACCUAUCUUCAUUUAUUUAUUUUUGUUGUUUUAGGGGUCUUUUACUGAGCAUUAAGGUGCAUUGUAAUUACUCUGAAAUAGAAGGGAUCACUUUGUUUUAGCCCUUAAUAGGUCACAAUGUAUAUUGCAGCCAAGUCACACUGUACAUAAUUACUCUCAUACUGUGUUGUUGGAAUAUGCCACGUGUAUGCUAAUCUUUCAUUCCCAUUUAGUAUUAGCUUGUAUAUCCCCCUCUUCUGUGAACAGACAGUAAAAAGAUAUAUAUAUAUAUGCCAUAAGCUCAGGCCUUGGAGACGUUUGUGUUUUUCUUAAAAUCAUUAUGUUAUUGCUCAUUACAGAAUACACACUUCCGUAUGGUUAAUUUUU
Molecule: messenger RNA, 4900 nt
Organism: Penaeus monodon (black tiger shrimp)
Lineage: Eukaryota; Metazoa; Arthropoda; Malacostraca; Decapoda; Penaeidae
Product: serine/threonine-protein kinase PAK mbt-like
Exons: 8
Coding region: 232-2082 (616 amino acids)
Biological process (GO): intracellular signal transduction; protein phosphorylation; regulation of MAPK cascade
Cellular component (GO): cytoplasm
Molecular function (GO): protein serine/threonine kinase activity; ATP binding
Source: RefSeq, a predicted model, not a curated record